AUGUGUGGUGUCAUUGAGAAGAUUACUUCCAAGUACGAAGUUAUUUUAGCCAGUUCUUCACCAAGUAGGUACGAGAUUGUUAGUGAAACGAUGGGGUUGAAAGAUAUCAAAGUGGUAAAACCGACUUUCGAGGAAGAUCUGGAUAAAGCGCAGUACGAGAAUGAUCCCAUCAGGUAUGUUCGUGAUACUUCACGUGGAAAGGCACAGAGUAUUGUAGCAGAUGCUGAUAAGUUGUUCAAUGAGUGUAACCCCAAACUGAUAAUUUGUGCAGAUACUAUAAUGUUUGAUAAUGAUAAAGUUAUCUACGAGAAACCGAUAGAGAGAGACGUUCAACUCCGAAAUUUGAGUAAAUUCUGUUAUUCUGCCGCUGAUAAUGUAAUCAAUGUUGUAACUGCGGUAACAUUGAUUGUCUUUGAUGGUAAGAACCAUAAAUUGAAAGAAUUCUAUGAAUUGACAAAGAUAUUUAUGGAUCACGAUAUUCCUCGUGAGUUGCUGGAAGACUACGUGGAAAGUGGAGAUGGCCUACAAGUUGCUGGUGGCUUCAAGAUUCAGGGAUUGAGUGCCAUGAUAAUUAAAAAGAUCGAAGGCGAUUACUACAACGUUGUUGGCUUACCAUUGAACAAGACGUUCCAAGCCAUGUGGGAAGAAUGCAAGUAG
Molecule: messenger RNA, 657 nt
Organism: Kazachstania africana CBS 2517
Lineage: Eukaryota; Fungi; Ascomycota; Saccharomycetes; Saccharomycetales; Saccharomycetaceae
Product: nucleotide diphosphatase
Exons: 1
Coding region: 1-657 (218 amino acids)
Molecular function (GO): nucleoside triphosphate diphosphatase activity
Source: RefSeq, a predicted model, not a curated record